AUGGCGAAACCUGGAAGAGGUCGUCGCUCACCACCGUCGGGUUCCGUCUCCGGAUCUUCCUCUCUUUCCUCCUCUUCUCGCUCCUCUUCUCGCUCUCGUUCUCGUUCCAGAUCCUUCUCUUCCUCCUCCUCCCGCAGUUCCAAGAGCCGCAGCCGGAGUCCUCCUCCUCAGAGACGGAAAAGUUCCACUGAACCAGCUAGGCGAGGUCGAUCUCCUGCUCUUCCUCCCCCUCCUCAGUCUAAGAAAGCUUCUCCUCCCCCAAGGAAACCUUCUCCUGUACGCGAGUCUCUUGUACUGCACGUUGAAAAACUCAGCAGGAAUGUCAAUGAAGGCCAUUUGAAAGAAAUUUUCAGUAACUUUGGUGAGGUUGUAAGUGUGGAGUUGGUGAUGGAUAGAGCUGUUAAUCUUCCAAAAGGAUAUGGGUAUGUGCAUUUCAAGACAAGAGGGGAAGCUGAGAAAGCAUUAAAUUUCAUGGAUGGUGCCCAAAUAGAUGGCAAUGUCAUUAAGGCAAGAUUUACUCUACCUCCAAGACAGAAAGUUUCACCACCUCCAAAAGCUUCUGCUGUUGCUCCAAAGAGAGAUGCUCCUAGGACUGACAACGCCGGUGCAGAUGUUGAAAAAGAUGGGCCAAAGCGUCCAAGAGAAUCACCUCCUCGGAGAAAACUUCCUCCCUCACCACGGAGAAGAUCUCCUGUGCCUCGAAGAGCUGGAUCUCCAAGACGACUAGAAUCUCCUCGACGCCGUGGAGAUUCUCCUGUCCGUCGUCGAUUAGAUUCUCCUUACCGCCGUGGAGCUGGAGACACACCUCCUAGGAGGAGACCUGUGUCUCCUGGAAGAGGUCGUUCUCCAUCUCCCCCACCUAGGCGCUUGAGAUCCCCUGCAAGAGUCUCACCUCGAAGAAUGCGUGGAAGCCCAGGCCCAGGUCGGAGACGUACUCCUCCUCCACCUACAAGACGCCGUUCACCUCCCAGAAGAGCUCGUAGUCCUCCUAGAAGAUCUCCAGUUGCUCGUAGGCGUAGUCGCUCUCCAAUACGUAGAUCUGCACGCUCUCGCUCAAGAUCAUUCUCACCUCGCAGAGGUCGGCCACCUGUGAGACGGGGAAGGUCAUCAUCUUACUCUGAUUCACCAAGUCCUCGCAAGGUAUCCCGGAGAUCGAAGAGUCGCAGUCCAAGAAGGCCUUUGAAAGGAAGAGCAAGUAGCAACAGUAGCAGCAGCAGUUCACCACCCCCAGCCCGCAAACCAUAG
This is a messenger RNA of Lathyrus sativus (Indian pea), 1245 nucleotides long. The record is from the annotation of a GenBank genome assembly. Lineage: Eukaryota; Viridiplantae; Streptophyta; Magnoliopsida; Fabales; Fabaceae.